AUGGACGUGUCUGUACAGAAGGCGCUGGCCGACAAGCUGUAUGACCGUCGCAAAGGAGGCGCCCUGGAACUGGAAGCCAUCAUUCGCGACUCGCUCGCCGCAAACGACCACGUCCGUAUCGAAAAGAUAGUCCACCAGCUCUGCCACGACUAUGCCUACGCCGUCCACCAGCCCCACGCCCGCAAUGGAGGUCUCAUCGGUCUGGCUGCUGCUGCCAUCGCUCUUGGAAUCGACGUCGCUCGCUACCUCCGAGACAUAGUCCCUCCGGUCCUGGCCUGCUUCUCCGACCAAGACGCCAGAGUGCGAUACUAUGCCUGCGAGAGCAUGUACAACAUUGCCAAGGUCGCAAAGGGCGAGAUCCUCAUCUACUUCAACGACGUCUUUGACGCUCUGUGCAAGCUGGCUGCCGAUACCGAGCUCUCCGUCAAGAACGGCGCUGAACUGCUCGACCGUCUGGUCAAGGACAUUGUCGCCGAAUCUGCCGCUUCUUACGUCUCCAUCCUGGACAAUGAGCUCGAUCUCAACAACGAGGACCCCUUUGCCGAACAACCCACUGCCUUUUCUCUCGCCAGAUUCAUCCCGCUACUUCGCGAACGCAUCUUCGUCAUCAACCCCUUCACCCGCACCUUCCUCGUCAGCUGGAUCACACUGCUAGACUCGAUACCCGAUCUUGAACUGGUCGUCUUUCUGCCAGAUUUCCUCGGUGGGCUGUUGCGCUUCCUCUCCGAUCCCAAUACAGAUGUACACACCACUACAAAAGUCUGCCUCGACCGCUUCCUCGCAGAGAUCAAGAAGAUUUCGGCCAUCAAGAAGGGCAUUGCCGAGAGCAAGAGAAGUAUCGUCGCCGAGAGCAAUCGCAAACCUUCGAUGUCCAGCAGAGACGGACUGGAGAUUGGCGACCAAGACUCAGAGGCCCAGCCCGACAACGUCGAAACAAAUCACAACGAUGACCAGGCAAGCUCUGAUUCGGCAUCUUUCGUCAGCUCCAACAUGGAUGAGAAGAACGACAACGAUGCUGGCGAUGAGUGGAUCCCUGGCCAAGAUGUCCAGAUUGAUCAUGCAAAGAUUCUUGACAUCCUUAUCCAAUUCCUAAACGACUCGGCUGAAGAAGAGAUACAGAUGACGACACUUCGCUGGAUCGAAGGCUUCUUUGACAUUUGUCCCGAAGACAUGCUCGCAUUUGUGCCUCGUCUCCUCUCACAAGUCUUGCCUGCGCUCUCGCAUCACGUCGACCAGGUCCGCCAGGCGGCCAACAGAGUCAAUACUGCUCUCAUGGCUCACAUCAUGUCGCUUCCCGAAGACGGCCAGCAACAACAGCCACCCAAGACUCCCGUCGAACCAACACGGAAAGACUCAAUACCCAUACGUUCACGAAAAGGAAACAGCCCGGACAUGCUGGCAGAAUCUACUGACCAAUUCGCCACGUCCGCUUUACCAAACCCACAACCUUCACCUCCCGUCUCGACCGAGCUCGACUAUGAAGCUGCCGUGAACUCUUUGACGUUACAAUUUCUCAACGAGCACGAGCAGACUCGAGUAGCUGCACUGGCCUGGCUGAUUAUGCUACAUCGCAAGUCACCACGCAAGACUUUGGCCAUUCACGAUGGAACUUUCCCCGCUCUCCUCAAGACCUUGUCAGACCCUGCAGAUGCUGUCGUCACACGCGAUUUGACGCUACUCUCGCAAAUCUCGAAGAACAGCGACGACUCGUACUUUACCUCCUUCAUGGUUAAUCUCCUGAAGCUCUUUUGUACAGACAGGAAACUGCUUGAAAUACGAGGAAACCUUAUCAUUCGUCAAUUGUGCUUGAACCUCAGCGCCGAACGCAUCUACCGCACCCUGGCAGACUGUCUUGAGAAGGACGAUGAUGUUGAGUUUGCGAGUAUCAUGGUGCAGAACCUGAACAAUAAUCUCAUUACCGCACCAGAGUUGGCCGAUCUCAGGAAACGCUUGCGAAACCUCGAGAACAGAGACGGCCAGACAUUCUUUGUCACCUUGUUCAGAGCGUGGUGUCAUAACGCUGUAGCCACGUUCUCGCUCUGUCUGCUCGCUCAAGCAUAUGAACAAGCUUACAACCUGCUGCAAAUCAUCGCAGAGCUCGAGAUGACCGUCAACAUGCUGAUCCAGAUCGACAAGCUGGUGCAAUUGCUCGAGUCGCCUGUGUUUACCUAUCUUCGCCUUCAGCUCCUCGAACCAGAGCGCUUCCCUCACCUUUACAAGUGUCUUUACGGUCUUUUGAUGCUUCUACCGCAGUCUUCGGCAUUUGCAGCGCUUAAGAAUCGCCUGAAUAGUGUCAGCGCGAUUGGCUACUUGCACAUUGCCCCAAGAACACCAAACCGCCUCAAGUCCCGAGAAGAUCCCGGCAUCAAAUGGUCAGAUCUGCUGGAGAAAUUCAAGUCCGUACAGGAAAAGGCCCGCCGAGCACAACAACGCCCUCAACGCCUGACCACUCUCCCCAAUGGUCUCACUCUGCCAGACAUGGACGACGAUCUCGAGUCGCCUACAAUCAACAAGGAAGCGUCCGUGCCAACGAGAGAAAAAGCCACUGGUAGAUUGAGUGGCUUGGGCAGGCCUGGAAGCGCGGCGAGCAUAACCAGACCUGCUGCCACGCCGACACAAGGACAGGGGCAUCAGAAGAGUAGAAGCAGUUUGAGUCAGCUGGGGAGAUUCACAAGGAGUACUGCUGCAAAAGCCACAGGUGGGACGUUGAAGAAGUAG
Molecule: messenger RNA, 2718 nt
Organism: Aureobasidium vineae
Lineage: Eukaryota; Fungi; Ascomycota; Dothideomycetes; Dothideales; Saccotheciaceae
Source: the annotation of a GenBank genome assembly